Messenger RNA from Salvia hispanica, 2547 nucleotides. Its product is annotated as anoctamin-like protein Os01g0706700. Gene Ontology annotation, biological process: chloride transmembrane transport. Gene Ontology annotation, molecular function: chloride channel activity. The record is from RefSeq and is a predicted model, not a curated record. Lineage: Eukaryota; Viridiplantae; Streptophyta; Magnoliopsida; Lamiales; Lamiaceae.
CCCUUUUUGCAUUGUUAGCUUUCCCUCAAAUUGGUUAUUUGGGUUUCAUUAAUUUUCCUAAUAGAGGCAAAAAUUAGCAGUCUUGAUUGCCACGUGUAGGCCUGUCCCUCCCUGAGCUCGUGUGUCUAUUACAAGUACACCUAUUUUCUUGGUUUCCGGUAGCACAGACACCUGGUUUCUGUUUGUUUCCCAUUUUUUUCUCAUUGUUCAUCUCUUCUGUUUUUGACAAAAACAAGGAGGCCUGCUGCUCAAGAUUCGUGUAGGUUUUGACAUUUCUUGAGGAGGGAGUAUGUGUAGUUAUGAGAGGGAAGGAGGAGAAAGAGGGCCCCCCCUUUUGCUUGGAAGAAGAAGGGUGUUUGUUUGAGAUAGCACUGGUGGUUCCCAAAUGGGGUGAGAACAGAGGGGAUGAGAAUGAGAGAGAGGGAGCUGAUUGUGUUGAUAUUCUUGUUGAAGAGCUCAGGCAAAGAGGGUUCAUCGUUGAAAGAGAUGUUGGCCUUCAAAAUGAAUUCCUCAAGUUGGCAACUUCGGAUGAUGUCAUUGGAAGGGCUGCUGCUGCGUUGCAGUUCAGAAAGCCUACUUGUAUAGGGAUGGAUCUUCCAUUUGAAUGGGAGGAGGCUGCAGCUUUCAUUAAGCUACCAGAUGGCUCCUUGUUCAGUUGGUGCGAACGAUUCCAUUGCUACAAUCACAUAAUAUAUGGGAUUGUGAACACCGGAGAGUCGGCUGUGGUGCUGAGAUCUGACACUAAAGAGGAACACUGGAAACCGGGUGAAUCUCUAGUCCGGAAAUUAGAGGCAAUGGGCAUCGUCAAAGAAGUAUUCCCAUUGCAUGAUGAAAAAAAGCGGAAGCAACUUCUAAGGAGUUGGGCGAUGAACUGGUCAGACGUCACGCAACAGCCAAUCGAUGAUAUAUGUGCAUAUUACGGGAUGAAGAUCGCCACCUAUUUUACGUUCCUUGGAAUGUACACUAGGUGGUUACUUUUUCCGGCAUCGAUGGGCCUAGCUGUGCAGUUGUUUGAUUUCGGAUCGUUGCAGUUUGCUGUUCUUCCGUUUUUCUUCAUGUCCCUGAUAUCAUGGGUUGUCCUGUUUUUCCAAUUCUGGAAACGUAAGAACGCAGCCGUUUCAGCGAGGCUGCAGAUAUAUAAUUCAUACUCUUCGGAAUCCGAAUAUAGAUCUAUGAAAACUGAGCCAAGCUUGUCUCGGUUUCCCUCGGAACACAUGAGGAAACAAAACGCAGACAGAAUAAAAGAGAAGGCGAAUUUCCAGAGGGAUGAGUGGUUUAGUUGGCUGCUAAGAGUAAGAAACGACGCCUUCAUUAUACUGAGCAUCAUAUGUCUCCAGCUACCUUUCGAGUUAACUUAUGCUCAUCUCUACGAGGUUCUUGGAGCAGAUGCUCUAAAGUUUGGUUUAACAGCAGUUUACCUCUUCGUGAUCCAGUACUUCACAAGAAUAGGUGGCAAGAUCGCCGUGAAACUUAUUAAAUACGAAAAAUUCGACACUCCAGAGAACAAAACAAACAGCUUAGUAUACAAGGUAUUUGGCCUCUAUUUCAUGCAAUCGUACAUUGGAGUAUUUUAUCAUGCUCUACUGCAUCGCAAUAUAACAACUCUCCGGCAAGUUCUAAUCCAACGUCUGGUUAUGUACGAGGUGAUUGAGAAUCUACUGGAAAAUUCUAUUCCGUAUUUGUCGUACAGCUUCAGGAAAUACAGAGCUGUCAGGAACAAGGUAAAGCGAGACAAAGGGUCGUCAACCGGCAAGUCACGCACCUUUACUCGGGUCGAGAAGGAAUAUCUUAAACCUGCUUAUAACGCAAGUAUAGGCCAGGAAAUCGAAGAUGGACUUUUUGACGAUUUUCUCGAGUUGGUGCUGCAGUUCGGAAUGAUCAUGAUGUUUGCUUGUGCAUUUCCUCUUGCAUUCGCCUUCGCAGCAAUGAAUAACAUCACAGAAAUUAGAGCUGAUGCUUUGAAGUUGCUUGCUAUGAUGAGACGGCCCAUACCUCGCGCUGAAGAAACGCUUGGGGCGUGGUUGAAUAUUUUUCAGUUUCUGAUAGUGAUGUCGAUCUGCACUAAUAGCGCGCUUCUAGUGUGCAUGUACGACCGCGAAGGGAACUGGAAAUUAUCGCCCGGGCUUGCUGCAAUCCUAGUCAUGGAACACGCGCUCUUGUUUAUCAAAUUUGGAUUUUCUCGCAUUGUCCCAGAAGAGCCCGCGUGGGUGAAAGCCGCUCGGAUGAAAAAUGCCAGUCAAGCGGAACAGGUGUGUACUAGACAACUCUUGAAAAACCUUUCCGGUGACGAGAAAUGGUUCGAGGAAGUAAGGUCUCAAGAAUCCAAAAAGGAUGCCUAGGAAGGAAGAUACACCAGAAUCGGAGCCGGUUCUGAGACCUCGUCGUUCAAACGAUCCGACUCUUACCUAUAUCCGAUGAUCUGCCCGGAAAAGGUCAGAGUGUCCGGUGCCACGGAACAGACUGUUUUGUAGUAUAGCUUAUGUUAAUUAGAGGGGUAAAUUAAUGCUCUUGAUAGUUGAAGAAUAUAGUGCAAGGUGUGAAGAAAGA